Alternaria conjuncta is the source of this 2019-nucleotide messenger RNA. RefSeq lists its product as uncharacterized. The transcript is spliced from 3 exons. The record is from RefSeq and is a predicted model, not a curated record. NCBI's taxonomy places the organism in Eukaryota, Fungi, Ascomycota, Dothideomycetes, Pleosporales, Pleosporaceae. Gene Ontology annotation, cellular component: membrane. The coding region runs from base 1 to 2019 and encodes 672 amino acids. Gene Ontology annotation, biological process: lipid metabolic process.
AUGGCGGCGACCGAAGUCGAGAGGAAGAGCAGGAAGAAGUCCUCGCACUCUUCGUCCAAGACUGCGAAGCCGCGCUCCUCUUCUAGGAAACCACGCGUUUCGGCUUCAGUGGCAGACAUGUACUUGCAAGAUUACGCGCCUCCGGUCCAGGCGACCUCUCCUCAGCGUGCAGCAGCAACGAGGCCUCCCCCGACCCUCUAUGGCUAUGCCGCGAGUCCGCCUCAGCACUCCAUUUAUCGCCAGAUGCCUGGGUCCUUUCCAGAAGACAGUUACCGAUAUGGCUCUCCGCCACCGCAGCCUGUUCAGCCAUACGCUAGUCAAUCAACGAUCCGCUUUGCUUCUCCGCCACCCCAAGAACCCCGCGGUCAAGGCCCUUUCGAACAACAAUGGAAUAGUCUCGACCGAAUGGCCGCCAAAUCCUACCUGAAUCUUCGCGAUACGGCUGGAAAGAGUGUCACGAAACUGACGACCAACUGCAUUGAGCGGCCCACCGCAGCUGUCGCUACAAAGAGCAUGCAAACGUUGUGUCGCGGAGCUGCGCUAUACGAUAUGAUUAGUUCGAAGUUCGACGCAGUCAUCACCAGCAUUGAUGACGAUCACUUCAGCGGCAAAGAACAAGACCUCAUGAUGGAGUUCAGCGAGCAGCAGCAAGAAGAGGCUCAGAGAACGAGCCCUCCUCUUGGUGAACCAAGACGCCGACGCCAACACGAAGUGCAAUCCCACUCUAGUAGCGAUAAAGGGUCGAAUCAUUUCUCCAAAGUGUGGCUAUACUCCAACUCCCGAUUACCACCACAUCUGCCGCCUUUCAAGGUAUAUCUACCAACGUAUCCUCUACUUUGCUUGGCCGCAACCUACUCGGAGAAGGCGUACACGCCGCCAGGCACGAAGAAGAAUCCCGAAAUGGAGACUUUCAUUCCUGCUGAUUGGCGUAGCGGCACAAAAGCCAUGGUACUCAAGUCCAUCCCUGUGGAAGAACUGAAUACUAUCGUCUUCGCUAUUCGCGGAAGCCAGACCUUUAUGGACUGGGCUGUCAACUACAACUCGGCACCCCACAGCCCGGAGAAGUUUCUUGACGACCCGUCAAACCUGUGCCACGCUGGCUUUCUCUACGUGGCCAAGAAGAUGAUCAAGCCCGUGGCAGAACGGUUGAAGGUCUUGCUCCAAGAAAACCCCGCGCGUUCAAACUGCAGUCUACUCAUCACCGGACACUCCGCGGGCGGAGCAGUCGCGGCCCUGCUUUACGGACACAUGAUGAGCACAAAGAUCAAUUCUGAGCUUAAUUACCUGACCAGCUUCUUCAAGCGCGUGCACUGUGUCACGUUCGGUGCGCCACCAGUCAGUCUGCAUCCUUUGAAGAAGCCUGAUGACAAGCGACAUCGUAAAAGUCUCUUCUAUGCCUUCAUCAACGAAGGCGACCCGAUACCGCGAGCGGACAAGAGCGUGCUGAAAAGCUUGCUGAAACUCUAUGCCAGUCCAGCACCUGUCGCGGCUUCUAACCUUGCUUCGACCGUUGCAUCGAUGUCUAAACCCAGCCUUCUAGACCCUUCGCGGUCUUCCCCACCGAAACCGAAAUCGAACGAGUACGGCCUCGUCCUCGCCGCCUGCGUCUCCACCUUCUUCGUCGGCGCCUGGCACGGCGGCCGCGUCGGCGGCUUCCGCAAAGCAGCCAAGAUCCCCUACCCCUACGAAUACGCCUCGUACGAGCAAGUGCAAACCGCGUCGCCGCAAUCCAAAGCCGCAAUGCUGGCCUUCAACUCGGCGCAGCGCGCGCACCAGAACUUCAACGAGAACCACGUCACCGCCCUCGGCGCCAUGCUCAUCAGCGGACUGAGAUAUCCUGUUGCGGCGGCGGUAUUGGGCGCAGUGUGGAGUGUGAAUCGCGUGGUUUACGCGGUGGGUUACACCAGGAGUGGCGAGGAUGGUGGCAAGGGGAGGUACUAUGGCGCGCUGUGGAUGAUUGCGCACUAUGCCAUGGUGCUUAUGAGCGGCAAGGCGGCUUACGAUCUUGUCAUGGCUUGA